AUGCAGACUGCUGGCCGUCUCCGCUAUAGGACCCUGGAACAGCCGCGCCACUGGACCGAGGAGAACAAGGACUGCCUCGCGCAGGAGUAUGCAAGAUUGAAGGAGUAUAUGUUGUCAAAAAUCGGCGAGAGAAUGGCCAUACCGUGGCGCGCAGCGGAGGAUUUGCAUUGGCAGCUGGGCGAACAAGAAUUGAUCCGCCGAGCGGCAAGUUGCUUUCGGACGAUCGGCCAAGAACCCCGCAAUCGUGACACGGACGUUUCUCCCUCUGAACCUCUUCCAGGCUUUCUAAGAGAAAAUGAGAGAAUCCUGGAGAGGUAA
Molecule: messenger RNA, 318 nt
Organism: Penicillium lagena
Lineage: Eukaryota; Fungi; Ascomycota; Eurotiomycetes; Eurotiales; Aspergillaceae
Exons: 2
Coding region: 1-318 (105 amino acids)
Source: RefSeq, a predicted model, not a curated record